CUCUCUCUGUGCCUCUGUGUCCAUAUCCCUCCCUCUCCCUCCCAUCAUAUUGGGCGUUGCCUAGCUGACUAUAAAUUCUUGAGUACACUUCCAUUGAGCUCCUGCACUCUUCACUGAAUCUCAAACCACCGCCUCUGCUUCUUUGUGUCCUGCACUCAUUUCUGCAGCCAUGACUGAGUUGGAGAAGAGCAUGGAGUCCCUGAUUAUGGUGUUUCACCGCUAUGCCAAAGAAGACGGCGAUGAAAAGACCUUAACCAAGAAGGAACUGAAAAGACUAUUGGAGGCAGAGUUACCCACCUUCCUGAAAGCCCAGAAGAACCCCAAAACUGUGGACUGCAUCUUGAAAGAUUUAGACCAAAACAAAGAUGAUAAGUUGGACUUUGAAGAGUUUCUUCCCCUCGUCGUCGGCCUCUCAAUGGCCUGUGAGAAGUGUUACAUGCUCCAUGAGAAGAAGAGCAAGAAGUGAUGGCCAACUAUUAGGGAGAAUGACGAUGUAGAUUAUUUUACUAGAGUAAAAGAAUUUUGUAGCACAAAUGUGUGCCUGAUCACAAGUAAAAACAACCCUUGACAAAAUGUCAUCUUCUGUUUGUUUAAUUAGUCUUUUAGUUGGGUACUAAAUACUUCAUAGGUUCCCAGCUGGUCCAGCCACGGGGUCCAGAUUUCUUCUAUGUUAUUAGUUCACGUCCACAGAGUUGAAUAAAUGCAGCGUCAUAAUUGCGUUUGUCCAUGUCAUCGAGCUCUGUUAAGUAGCUGUCUGUUAUUCACACACAACAAAGCAGGAUACGGCACCUCAAAAUAAAAGCUCUGUGCCAGAAA
Epinephelus lanceolatus (giant grouper) is the source of this 816-nucleotide messenger RNA. RefSeq names its product protein S100-A1-like. The record is from RefSeq and is a predicted model, not a curated record. NCBI's taxonomy places the organism in Eukaryota, Metazoa, Chordata, Actinopteri, Perciformes, Serranidae. Gene Ontology annotation, molecular function: calcium ion binding; calcium-dependent protein binding. Gene Ontology annotation, cellular component: cytoplasm.